Molecule: messenger RNA, 2809 nt
Organism: Carassius gibelio (silver crucian carp)
Lineage: Eukaryota; Metazoa; Chordata; Actinopteri; Cypriniformes; Cyprinidae
Product: B- and T-lymphocyte attenuator
Exons: 6
Coding region: 142-1077 (311 amino acids)
Biological process (GO): immune response-regulating cell surface receptor signaling pathway
Cellular component (GO): plasma membrane
Molecular function (GO): signaling receptor activity
Source: RefSeq, a predicted model, not a curated record
GAAUGAACAUGAUUGAAGAGCACAAAGAGAGAGUGACAAAAAUAAGUGUUCAGUCGAGAGAUUUGGAUGGAGACUGUAAGGAUUAGACUGAAUUAAUUUAUUUUUUGAGAACAUCUGUGACAUACCUGGCUUGUAUUUACAAUGGAUUCCGCAUACCUGAGAAAGAGCGCUUUGACCCUUUACAUGUUGGUAGUUUUCAUCCUGCAUGUGAGCAUUGAUACACAAGGUGUAAAAGGUCAAGCCCCCACAUGUCCUCUCUUGAAAGUUCAUAGAGGGACUGUCCAUAAAGCCUUCAUAAACAGGCCUUUCAAGAUCUCCUGCAAUCUGACAUAUUGUGAUGAACAGACAGUGAAUGUGACAUGGACUAAACAAAACAUGAGAGAAUGGAUUCCAAUAUCUGGAGCAGAUCAAAUAUCAACAUCACAAAACUAUUCAUCAUCCGAUCCAAAUAUGUUGACUUCAUAUUUAACUUUCACAAAUAUAUCAAAGCAUCAUGAAGGCUCUUACAGAUGUGAACUAAACUUACCAGACUUCUCUAUGAAUAGCCAUCAUAUAAAUGUUUCUGUCUCAGAUAACAUCACCGAAUAUGAAAUGACAAUAGAAAGAGACAACACUGAUAGCAGCUCUGGUACAUAUCCAUGGUGGCUGCCGUAUCUCUCCAUCUGUUUGGGUGUGCUGAUUCUGGUUCUUAUAGUAAUGCUGAUCUCAAUACUGUGUAUUAAUGGAAGUACAAGUUCGAGAAGAAAGAAUGCACAGAGAUCAAAGGUUCAGUAUACAGCAACAUCUGUCUGGUCGUCAUCAAGCCCCAUUGUUCUGAAGCGUGAUGACUUAGUCUGUGGCCAAGAACUACAGAAGCACUCUCGUGACAGCAACUCAUGCAGUUUAACAUUACAAUCUGGACAGUCUACAUCACACGUGUCAGAUUGUAGUGAUGAUCCUUUGUCUGAGAGGAAAGAUAGCAGGUCAAGUCAGGUUGUAUAUGCAUCUCUGCAUCACCUCGCACCAAAACCAUCAUCUACCACAUCUCGUGAGACACAGGAGGAGUUUUCAGAGUAUGCAUCUAUCCGGGUCUUCUGAUUUUCUGUCUGCAUAACCAGCAGACACAGUUAAACAACAUUUUCAAGUCUCCAGACUUAAAUACUGAGGCAGUUUGUCCAACCGUACAAUACUGUUAAUCUGUUCUUUCUAACUGGAAGCAGGAGAUGUAUUCAUGUUUCACUUUCCUUAUUACAUCACGGAAAAGCAUUGCUGUGAGUUGAGUGAGGUUUCUGUAAGUGAAACUCACACCACUUAUCACAUGUGUCUGAUGCAACACUCCCAUAUCCUGGAGACUAGUCUUAGUGUUAUAAACUAAAACUUAAAAAUAAUGUUUCCAAGACUAGAGAUAGAUUUUUUCAGUACUGUUGAUGUUACAGCCAAAUUAGUUAUUGCUAGUAAAGAAGCUGAGAAGGUUAACUCAUACUUGGGAUAGUAAUAGAUUAUAAAUUAAAAUUAGGUGGAAAAUGCAAAUCUUGUUUGUCAAAGCACACAAGUGAUUAUAUUUACUUAUAUAUUAAGUAUUUUUGAUGUGGACAAAUUUAUACAGAUAAUGUUUUACAGAUAUUUUAUUAGAAUUUGUACAUUUUGUAUGCAAGUUCUUUCUAGAUACAGAGCCUGUAAGAUCUUGCAGAUCUUUUCUUUCAAAUGCAGUUUUGAUCAUAAACGCUUAUUUGAAAUACAUCAAUAUGGGUGCAUUUAACAUUUUUACAUGCCAUACCUUAAACACAUGAGGAAUGGUAUAUUGCUUAUCCCUGGGUUUGUGGAUGUGUAUGUUGUGAUCUUUUAUAUUAUAUUUCGUUUGUUUAUCAUUGUUGAUUCCACAGAAAUUCCCCUGUGAACGGACGACAAAGAGUACUAAGAAAAUGAAAAAAUUCAUAGUUACAAUAAUAACAGCUGUGUUUAUUGUACAACCUUAUUCUGAUUUUCAGUUUAGAACCAUUUGAGCCAUGCACAAUUCUUUUUCGAGCAGUCAAUGCAAUUUGGGAAAGAAAUCAAUUAAGCUUAUUUUAAAGUAAGUGUGUGUGUGUGUGCUCUUGUUUUUGUGACAUAUCAGGACACAACUCUGUAUAAUGACGUGGGUAUCACACAAGUAUUACAAGGAGAGGGUGACUUAUGAGGACAUAACCACAUAACCUGUUUUCAAAACGCUUAUAAAUCAUACAGAAUGAGUUUUUUUGAGAAAGUAAAAAUGCACAAAGUUUCCUGUGAGGGUUAGGGUUAGGUGUAGGGCCAUAGAAUAUACAGUUUGUACAGUAUAAAAACCAUUACGCCUAUGGGAUACCCCCAUUUUUCACAAAAACAAACGUGUGUGUGUGUGAUUGCUGCUACACUUAUUUUGUAAUUAAAUGUUGUCAUGCCAUGACAUAUAAUAUCUACUCCACAACACUGUGAAGGAUGAUGGACCAUUGCAAAGGGAGUCAAGGUUUUGACAAGCCACAGUGAAGCCGAUAAGUCAAAGAGCCAAGGUGGAGCUAUGGGCUUUGAAGACUGCCAUGAAGCUUCAAACACUGAUGCUGAGGUGGAGCUCUACGUUGAUGGGAGUUUCUCUGUGGGCCCGGAUUAUGGCUUUAUGUUUGUGGAGGGUGUGGGCUCAUGUGAGUGUGAGUGGCAUUGAUUAUGCUCCUCCAUCUCACCCUCAGUGAAAGAGAAACCACUCUGUGAGAGCAAUAGCUUAGCAAAAUACCAAAACCUCCCUCGAGGACCAUCAACAGGGAGCAAGCUGUUUAAAAUUUUCUUCAAAUCCAAAAAAAUAAAACAAUUAUUUGUCUUA